AUGAGUAAUAUUAGUAAUAGUAAUAAUAAUAGUGUAAUAUAUUAUGUAUUUAAAAAUCAAUAUUUAGUAAAACAGAUUGGAAGAGAGAUACAUACAAUCAAUCAAAUAGAGUAUAGUGGUAGAUCUUUUAGAAUCAAUCAAAUACCUUCACUUAAAUGGGUUCUACAGAAUAAUACUGGUGCUUUGAUACAUGAAUUGUGUAAGAAAUCGUUAGAGAAUGAUCAGCGAUCAUUACUAUCAGGAUUACAAUCAGCUUGGAUCACUUUAGAGUCUGUCAUUGCUGUUUGUUCACCAGAUACCUAUCACAAAUCAAUUACCUUUCAGAUGGAUACAUUUGAUAAGAUAUUUACAUACUAUCAAUCUGCAUUUGAACAAGAACACUUUGCUGUUGACAAUGCAGUACUUUCUGGUAACUUUGAAUUGGUUGAAUAUUUAUUAGACAAAGGUACACCAUUCACUACAGAUGCAAUUGAUAAUGCUUGUUCAAAAGGUUACCUAGAUAUCAUUCAAUUAUUGUUAAAGACAACACCUAGAAAUGAUCCACUUUUAUUUGAUGAUAAUGUUAAAUUUACAAAUAAUGCAUAUGAUAAUGCAGCAACGAAUGGUCAUUUAAAUGUAAUAUUAUAUUUAGAUCAAUUAAGAGAACAAUAUCAAAAGGGUGAAUCAAAGUAUAGAGUUGAGUUUACCGUCAAAGCUAUUGAUGGAGCAGCAAAGAAUAAACAUUGGAAUGUAAUCAAUCAUAUAUUGGAUAAAUAUAAAAAGGAUGGAGAGAUGAAAGGAUAUUUGUAUACAGACAAGGCAAUUAGAUGGAGUGUUGGACAUGGUCAUUUGGAGACACUACAAAAACUAUUAAGUUUUGCACAUCCAGACUUGAAGAAUAUGUUAAAAGGAGGAAAAUGUAUAGCAGAUGGAGUGUCUGAUGCUGCAGGACAAGGUCACUUGGAUAUGAUCAAAUAUGUGUAUACUGCAAAUCUACUAGAAAUCAUUCCAGAGAAUGCAUUGGCAUCAGUGGCACAAGAAAAUCAAAUAGAGAUUGCACGUUACUUUAUUGAUUUGUUUAAAACAACCAAAUCAAAAUCUAUAAAGACUCAUUUCACAACAUCGUAUGCGUUGCAUUAUGUAGCCAUGCGUGGACAUGUAGAGAUGUUUCAAAUGUUUGUCAGUGUAAACAGUCAAGGUCAGAUUGAUUAUCCGAGAAUGUUUGAGCUUGCAAGCAACCACGGGCGUGUCGAAUUGCUGCGAUGGAUGUUUGAUAGUUUUCAAUUUAUGGGCGCGACUGACGGCCUGGUCAAUAGUGCUGCCAUCAAGGGACGACUGGACGUCCUCAUGUUUUUGGUCAUCGAAAAGAGCAUGUUUGUGUUUCAAGACGACAUUGAAGCGGCUGCUGGAACAGAUCACACCGACUGCCUAGAGUUUUUGCUGUCCAACUAUUCUGGUAAAGUUUCACAUCGUGCUCUUAAAUUGGCAUGUUCAACCGGUCUGGAAAAGAAUGUUAGGUUGAUACUAACAUACCUCGAUGUGACAGGAACACACGAGAUUCGUAGUCAUCUGCCAUCGUGCUUUGACGCAGCCGUCUUGUCAGGGUCGAUCGAGUGUGUCGAGAUUAUACGCGGUCUCUGCUUUGUCGAAGACGGUGCGAUGGCUGUCACAAACACGCUCAUCAUGGCCAUGGAGCGUGGACACGUACACAUGCUCAAAUACUAUACCACCGUUGACUAUAUCCUCAGUCUCAAAGAACGAUGUGCUAGUGAGACUGAUGAUGGUGGUGGUCAAGUCAAAUACAUCGAGCUUGAUAGAAACCGGUUCGAUUCACCCGCUGCAGACUUGCUUCAAACAGCAAUCAACCAACACGAUCUCCCCAUGGUAGAAAUCAUCCUUGCACGUCGUCCAUUGGCUACCAGUUCCGAACCUGAAAUGCUACUAGUCAACGGCUACAUUGAUAUUAUCCGUUCACUCCGAUAUAUUCAAUCGGCCGAAUUCUUUCCGUAUGCGUCCAUCUAUUGUCUUGGUCACCUUGUUUUACAUGUCUCCAAGAUGCUCAACUACUCUUGUGCCAAAAGUAUACAAGACAUCCACCAAACUGCAAGAAUGUCUUCUCAAAAAUAUAUGGCUCCUGCCUCUCAUGGAAAUAUCACAUUACUCCGUCUACUUUUCCUUAGAUCUGGUAAAGAUGUUAUAAUUAUUCAGUAUUAA
This is a messenger RNA of Cavenderia fasciculata, 2193 nucleotides long. RefSeq lists its product as uncharacterized. Bases 1 to 2193 code for a protein of 730 amino acids. The transcript has 5 exons. NCBI's taxonomy places the organism in Eukaryota, Evosea, Eumycetozoa, Acytosteliales, Cavenderiaceae. The record is from RefSeq and is a predicted model, not a curated record.